AUGUCGAGCUCGGCUCUCGAGAUCAUCCUCAUCGAGCCGCCAACUACUCCCACCAGCGGCCACGGCGCCGAGCGAGCCACCGACGAAGAAGAUUUCGGGAUUCAAAGGCGGCUCUCUCGAUACUGUUUGGACAAAGUUAUCUUUGAUGCAUCAUUAGCACAGUGGUGGUGUUAUGAAUGCCAUCAAAGGCGUGGUGAAGUUACUUGCAGCAGAUCUCUAGACAAGCUGUCAAGUGAAAGGUCGCCAAGUCAUGCUCAUUUUGGUUCUGCAGUACAUCAACCAGUUACCAAGAGAGUGAAUACAGCAAGGAAUGCAAGGCCUGGAAGAAAAAGAAAAGCAGAAUAUAUUCCCUCUGCAAACUAUUCUUUGGAAUCGGAUGAUCUUCAGGCCCUCCCAAAGGCUGAAUAUGUUUUAUCAUAUAGAAGUAUUCUAUCUGAAGCACAGAAGGAGAGAGUAAUUGCAUUUAUCCAGGAAAUUCGACCUAAAGUAACUGUUUAUGUAGCAGUCAUGCAAAAAAGGAAUGUUCAACCUCCUGGACCUUUUCUGGGUAUUUCCAAGGAUUAUGCAUUUCCACAUUUCCCACAUAGAAGCACAAAUGUAACACUUCAGACGGCUAGCAAGAGCAACAAGUGGCAUCCUAAAUUCUACAAAAGAAAUGCCAGUAGAAAGAACAUGCUUAUGGGGCAGUGGUUAGACUUUGUCCGUGAAAAUCAUGUGCAGGAGGGAGAUAUUUGCCUCCUUUUUCCAGCAGAGGGUGGGAGAAGAUAUACAUAUACAAUCUAUCUACUUUGUGCAUCAGCAACUCAUUCAAUAGGUAGAGCUGGUUUUCAAAUAGUUUGCCCAUGUCCUGGUCGAUCUAGUGCAAAGAUGGCUUCAGAAGUGCAUAUUAUGGAGGAAACAACAAAUGACGAAACUCUGGACAGUGAAGACUCUGGUGGUUCAUCGCCGCCUCUGUACAUUGUACCAUGCAGGAACUAUCUAUCUAAAUCCCAAAAGAAGAUUGUUGAAGAGCGAGUGCGGGUCAUCCAAUCCAAAGUUCCCAUUUGUGUAGCAGUAAUGAAGAACAACAAUGUUGGUGAUGCUCAGAAGUGGAUGCUGGAAUUAGGUGUUCGGUAUGCUGCUGUACAUCUUCCAGCUAGUGGGCAAGCUGUGGCGCUGGAGUGCAUGGGGAAGACAUGGAAAACGCAGAUGGUGAUUCAUAAUGGUAGAAGGUGGUUUCUUAAUGGAGGUUGGGCCAAAUUUGCUCGCGACAAUGGCCUGCGAGUCGGUGACAUCUGUCUGUUCGAUCUGAAGAAGAACGCGAGGGAGCUUACCAUGAAUGUCCAUAUCAUCUCCAGGGAGCAGCUUAGUUUGAAGUAGAAGAAAAAUGGUGUUCAUGGUUGUUCAAAAAUUUGUACAGGUGUUGUAACUUCGAGAAUUCUUAGAUUCUUUGGUUUGAAAUAGGCAUAUAUAGGCUAUGGUAUUGGUUGUGCUACAUGAAGGGUUAGGAUCCCCCCUCCUACGUCACCCACCACCACCGUCGCCUCCUAAUUUUCACAAUGCACCUCCACAACCUCUCGUUGAUUUCCAUUUCCACCUCCAUUAUCGAGCUCGUUGGCCUCGAGGUGGUGGCGAUGGCAACAAAGUUCAUGGUGGGUUUGCAGUUGAGGGGUGUCGCUGGUACUACGAGCUAUGGUAGAGUAGAGCUGUAGAGGUGACAUGAGCCAAAGUGCCAAACGGAUUUGAUAUGGCGAGAUACAUUGUGGAAGGUACGUAAUUGGCCAUUGAUCUCUUGUUGCUUUU
This is a messenger RNA of Panicum virgatum (switchgrass), 1782 nucleotides long. Its product is annotated as B3 domain-containing protein Os03g0619600-like. NCBI's taxonomy places the organism in Eukaryota, Viridiplantae, Streptophyta, Magnoliopsida, Poales, Poaceae. The record is from RefSeq and is a predicted model, not a curated record. The transcript is spliced from 6 exons. Bases 1 to 1359 code for a protein of 452 amino acids. Gene Ontology annotation, molecular function: DNA binding.